Messenger RNA from Talaromyces stipitatus ATCC 10500, 1496 nucleotides. RefSeq names its product homoserine dehydrogenase. The coding region runs from base 132 to 1250 and encodes 372 amino acids. Gene Ontology annotation, biological process: L-homoserine biosynthetic process; aspartate family amino acid biosynthetic process. NCBI's taxonomy places the organism in Eukaryota, Fungi, Ascomycota, Eurotiomycetes, Eurotiales, Trichocomaceae. The transcript is spliced from 3 exons. The record is from RefSeq and is a predicted model, not a curated record. Gene Ontology annotation, molecular function: NADP binding; homoserine dehydrogenase activity; aspartate kinase activity.
AUGCGAUGACUCUUUGACAGUCAAUCGUUCAAUUGGAUAUCGAAUAUUGACUGUGAGUAUAAAAUCAAGUCCUUGGAUUGACACUUUGUCUAAAUAUACCCCUCCAUUGAGUCACAGAAGUCGGGUUCAAGAUGGCAUCAAAACCAAUCUACUUAGGCGUUAUCGGUGUUGGCGGCGUUGGAACCGCAUUCCUCCAACAACUCUCCAAACUCCCCAACGCUCCCUCCCUUGUCCUCCUCGCCCGCUCUUCAAAAACCCUCCUUGCGCCCACUCCAUCAUAUUCCCCCGCCAUCCCAGCAGCAGACUGGGCAACAGCCUCAUCAGCGCCUUCAAUCACGACAUCCGGUACCCUGACUCCAUCCGAAGUCGUAUCUUACCUCUCUUCUGCCCCCGGCCGCUCGGUCUUGGUUGAUAACACCUCCGACCCAAAUCUAGCCAGCGCAUACCCCGAGUUUCUCAAAGCGGGAAUCUCAAUCGUCACACCGAACAAGAAGGGAUUCUCGUCGGACUUGUCCCUGUGGAAAGACAUCUUUGCAUCAGCGGCAACUGGUAAAGCCCUAGUUUAUCAUGAAAGUACCGUCGGCGCCGGUCUACCCGUCAUCUCAACCUUGCGUGAUCUCGUCGCUACAGGUGACGAAGUAACACGCAUCGAGGGCGUAUUCUCCGGCACGCUUUCGUUUUUGUUCAACACGUUUGCGCCUGUCUCUUCUCCCGCUGGCACUUCAUCCGCCAACUGGAGCGAUGUAGUCAGUCAAGCCAAAGAACUCGGCUACACCGAACCAGAUCCUCGUGACGAUCUGAACGGUAUGGACGUUGCACGCAAACUAACCAUCCUGGCCCGAAUUGCCGGUCUCGAGGUCCAAAGCCCAGAUUCAUUCCCCAUUGAGUCCUUGAUCCCCGCCGAAUUGGCUUCUUUACCUGCUACUUCUGAAGGUGUGGCUGAGUUCAUGAAACGUCUUCCCGAAUUCGACGGUCAGAUGGCUGCACUCAAGGAACAGGCUGAGAAAGCAGGUAAAGUUGUACGAUAUGUAGGCAGCGUGGACGUUGGUAAGAAGGAAGUCAAGGUUGGAUUACAGCAGUUCGCUAAGGACAGCGCGAUUGCGGGUUUGAAGGGAAGUGAUAAUAUUAUUAGCUUCUAUACAAAGCGUUAUGGUAGUAAUCCCUUAAUCAUCCAGGGUGCGGGUGCCGGUGGUGAUGUGACGGCCAUGGGUGUUACGGCUGAUCUUAUCAAGGUGUUGGAAAGACUGUAAAGAAGGACUGAUCGUAUAGAGAAGUUUGUCUACAUUGACUUGAGGAAUCUAUUCAUAGGAAUGUAUCCAACAGACGACAACUCUAAGGAAAUAGAGCUAACUCCGUAAAUAUGCUUUUACUGCGUCUCCCCAGACGGCUCCUCGUUUGUAUCCGUAGAUCUUUGGGACGCUCCCCUCUUUCAACCCGUCAAUUGCAGUGGCCAAAUCUUGGCCUGAACCUUCCUCUUUGAUCUGUUUGAUCGGGUA